CAAGGUCCAUACAAAGUAUCUAAAAUCAUUAUUGGCUAUUACAGCCACUCUCACAGUAUUUGAGGGCAAUUGAUGCUUACCGAAAUGUACAAUGGUUCAAAAUGGUCGAGCUAGAUUAGUGGAAGGCGUUAGACGAUGUGCUUCACAAAUUCUUAAAGUUAAGAAAAAUUUUCGAACCAUUUUAAGUGAAGGUGACCGUUAGCUGGACAGGCUGAUUAACAAGAUCGAGUUGCAACAAAACGACUAAUAAUUCCGACAGUGCAUUCAUUCGGCUUACACGCAAUCGACUUAGUGAAUCGAUGCAAUUUCCGUUAUUUAUUAUUCAUCAAAAAACGAAAAUUGGGUUUUAUUCCGGAAACGUGACUUAUUCACAUCAAGAUUUAUAUUUUAGAGCUAUAGAGAACAUGGAAAACAAGUUGAACAUGGCUUUUUUCACAAAGAAAAUUUCUUCACUUCGUUACUUUCUCGACAGUAACGAGGUAACUGGAUUAGUUACUUAGGUACUGGGCCGGUACACACUAACGCCGAGUAACUAAUAAACUCCGGGCCCUGCCAUUACAGUCUCCAAUUAGCAAAUGUAAUAUGUUAGUACACACUGUCGGCAUCUCCCGGCAGCUCUUGACGACUGUCUAUGAGUUGAUGCCCACUGUCGUUAUCCGCCGCCACUUCUUCAAGGGUGUUUGUGACCUGGUCCACACUGUCGUUAUGUGCCGACAGUACUUGAUCAGUGUUUGUGGGCUGCACACUGUCGUUAUGUGCCGACAGUACUCGGUACGUGUUUAUGGGCUCCACACUGUCGUUAUGUACCGACAGUAGGUGAUGGGUGUUUGUGGGUUGGUCCACACUUACUUGAUCAGUGUUUGUGGGCUGCACACUGUCGUUAUGUGCCGACAGUACUCGAUAGGUGUUUAUGGGCUCCACACUGUCGUUAUGUACCGACAGUAGGUGCUGGGUGUUUGUUGGCUGGUGCACACUUAGGUGAUGGGUGUUUAUGGACUCCACACUGUCGUUAUGUGCCGACAGUACUUGAUGGGUGUUUAUGGGCUCCACACUGUCGUUAUGUGCCGAGAGUGCUUGAUGAGUGUUUGCGGGCUGCACGUUGUCUUUAUGUGCCGACAGUACUUGAUGGGUGUUUGCGGGCUGCACACUGUCGUUAUGUGCCGACAGUACUUGAUGGGUGUUUGCGGGCUGCACAUUGUCUUUAUGUGGCGAGAGUGCUUGAUGAGUGUUUGCGGGCUGCACACUGUCUUUAUGUGCCGACAGUACUUGAUGAGUGUUUAUGGGCCGGUGCACCCUGUCGUUGUGCACCGACAGUAGGUGAUGGGUGUUUGCGGGCUGGUGCGCACUGUCGGUAUCUGCUGGCAGUUCUUGAAUAG
This is a messenger RNA of Didymodactylos carnosus, 1376 nucleotides long. Lineage: Eukaryota; Metazoa; Rotifera; Eurotatoria; Philodinida; Philodinidae. The record is from the annotation of a GenBank genome assembly.